This is a messenger RNA of Entrophospora candida, 2301 nucleotides long. Lineage: Eukaryota; Fungi; Glomeromycota; Glomeromycetes; Entrophosporales; Entrophosporaceae. The record is from the annotation of a GenBank genome assembly.
AUGGGAAAAGUUAUUGAACAAAGUAUAAGUGAAUUUCUUGAAUCAAAAUUUGAUGGAUUCAAAAUUCAAAAAUUUUCCGAUAAAGAUCUUGAAAAUUUCAGUUUUAACAAUUCAAAAAUAUACGGAAACGUUGAAAUUGCCACAUUAAAGAAAAAUAAUUCUACCGUCGUGUUAAAACCAAUCAAUGUUGCCAAUAUUCGUUUAGAAGUUGAUGAGAUUAAAUUAAUGUGGGAGGCAGGUUCCGAUAAAUCCACAUUAAAAUUACACGAUGCAAGUAAAGAUGAAUAUUAUCUCGUAUUGGAAUAUAUUAAUUGUGUGACCCUUACUCAAUACUUGCAAAAUAAUUUUAAAACUUUGGAUUGGAAUAAAAAAAUUAAAAUCGCAUUAGACAUUUCAAACGCAUUAUUAUUCUUACACGAACAUAACAUUUUUCAUAAAAAUUUGAGUUCGGAUAGUAUCUUAUAUUAUCGUGAUACUAUUAAAUUAAUCAAUUUCGGAAUAUUCAACUUUAGAACGUUGACCAAAAAACGUUCUUUCUUGCAAAAAAUCAUGAAAAAUAAUGAUGAUAGUGAAUCGAUCAUGCGUCCAAAAGAAUAUGAUGUUUGCUCUUUAGGGUCUGUUUUGUUCCAACUUACUCAAGCUCUUGAAAAUUAUAAUGGAGAUUGGGAUAAAUAUUUGAAAAAUCUUUCGUUAGAACAAAGAGUUAAUGCAAUGAGCAAUGUUCCAACUUGUUGGAACAAAAAUCCAAACAAUCGACCAAAUAUUCAUCAAGUCACUAAAUCUUUACAACAAUUAAAUAACAAGUAUAAUCCACCUACACCUACAUCCACAUCUACAUCGACUUAUCAAACAAUGAACAAAAUAUUAUCAACACUAACAACAACAAAUCCAACCACUACUACACCAUCUAAAUCACCAAUCACACCAGUUAAAACAACCAUCCCGCCAACCAAACAACCUACCACCACCACUACUACACCAUCUAAAUUAUUUAACACUCCCACCACCACCACCACCACCACAACAACAACAACAACAUCAAAAACACCAGUUAAACCAACCAACAAUACUUCAGCAUCAACAUCGUCAUCCGCAUCAGCUUUAACGUCAACAUCACCAUCCACGUCGGCUUCGACAUCAGCUUCAGCAUUAACAACAUCCACGUCAGCUUCGACAUCAGCUUCGACAUCUGCUACAACAACAUCCACGUCAGCUUCGACAUCAGCUUCAUACUUGUCUUCAGUCAUAAUGGCCAGUCAGCUUAUCUCUAUUCUGCGUGAUUCAUCAUUAUAUACAACACCGCAAAAUACUGUUCCAGUAACCCAAGAAUAUAUCACUAAAUUUUAUAAGACAAUUUACGACAAGGUCGUAAAAUGUGAAAUGGACAUUUCGAAAGUUAAUGAUGUUUAUAUAUUAGAUUAUUUGAAACAAACAAGUCAAAGUGAAUUUAAAGUUUUUGAGUUCGUUAACACAAAUCAAUCCAAAACAAUCAAUAAGGUUAUGUUGGCAUUGUUUCAUCAACUCGCAAUUGGAACCGCAUGCAAUGUACCAAAGGCAUUCGAAUUGUACACAGAGUUAGCACCAAAAAAUGGCUUCUCAGCGUAUACAGCGGGUUUAUACAAGCAAUAUGGUCAAGGAAUCCCAAAAAAUGCCACUGAAGCUUUUAACUUUUUCAAAUUGGCUGGUGAAGGUGGCUUUGUACCAGCUUAUAAUAAAUUAGGGUUAUGUUAUGAUAUGGGAACAGGUGUUGAGGUAGAUAAAGAAAAGGCCUUCCAAUGGAUUGAAAAAUCGGCAUUAGCAGAUGAUAAAUAUGGUCAAUACAAUUUAGGAUUAUAUUAUGAAACUGGUAACGGAUGUGAAAAAGAUUUAACCCAAGCAUUCGUAUGGUAUGUGAAAGCUGGCGAGCAAGGAUUUAUCACAGCAUUGAAUAAAGUGGGAAUUUGUUAUAAAAAUGGAGUGGGAACAACGGCAGACCUGUCCAAAGCAUUCGAAUGGUUCAAAAAAGCGGCCGAGGCAGGAUGUAAAUAUGGACAAGUUAAUUUGGGAAAUGCUUAUGAGUUGGGAUGGGGAGUUACCAAAGAUGAGGACGAAGCUUUUAAAUGGUUCGGCAAAUCUGCUAAUAAUGAUAAUUAUGAUUUGGGACAAUUUUAUUACGCAAGAUGUUUCGAAGUAGGUAUUGGAACUCCUAAAAACAUGAACAAAGCUUUGGAAUGGUAUAAGAAAAGUGCUGAUAACGGAAACAAUAUGGCGAGAUUUGCUUUGUUGGACUUGACCGGAAUGGCGGCACUUCUUAUUCAAUAG